AUCGCCCAGCGCAUUCUCGAGGAUACACUACAUAAUAUCAUCCACGACGUCGUAAUCCGCAAACACCAUGAACACAAACUGAUGCUCACGAAACUGGAUCCCAGCACUCGGUUACCACAUUGCGAAACGUGCAAACUCCCACGACUACUCGAUCCACCACUCGCGCCGAAAGUCCGCGGCGCAACCAGUGAUCCACCAACCAGCACCAUCUAUUGCGACCUUCGGCCCUGGUCCCGCCGACCUGGUCACGACAUCUAUGGUAACCCCUUCCUCAAAUCCGACGUGACCGGCCGUCCUAUGUCGAAGAAAGAGCGUGAAGCUGCAGCGAAGAACAGUAAGGGAGAGGGCACACCCGCGAGCGAGGAUGCGAACGACCAGAAUGGAGCCAACCCAGGCUCGCCUUCACACGAGGAUGGCAACGGUGCUGCCAAUAAUACUGUGAAAUUGGAAAAGGGCGAGAAGAAGGCCAGCAAAAUUGACGAAAAGCUCCGAAAGGGAGAGUACGUUCCAUGGCAUACCUGCCCUAGCUGCAAGCGUAGUCUGCUCAUCACUCGUUUCGCGAAACAUCUCGAGCAGUGCAUGGGCUUGAGCGGACGAGCGGCGAGUCGGAAUGCGAUGGCGAAGAUGAACAACGGCGCAACACCGGCAGGAUCACGCGGAGGUACACCAAAUCCCAGUCAAGAUGCGGCCGACGAUGAUGACGACGAUGCGGCGCUAUCAUCGAAGAGCAAUGGAGGUCUGUCAGGAGCUGGGAGCGGUGGAGGUGGCGUGCGGAAAAAGCUGCUGAAGAAAGGUCUAAAAGACAAAGCAAAGAAGGAAGGAGUGGGUGGGACACCAGGUGGCGGAGCAACAGGCAAGAUACCAAAGAGCUUGGCACCGCCGUCACGAGUCAAUGGCGCUCGGUCAUCGCCAGCGCCCUCAGGAACAGGUGAUGGAAAGCGCGACCGCGACGAGUUGAAUGACGGUGGAGAUGAAGAUGACGACGACGAUGAGGUGCAUGUCAAAAAACGGCAGAAGCUCCAACGAGUGGCCAGCACGACUAGCAUUGUCUCUCAAUCCACAGCUACCGCCGCAGAGAUGGAAAGAGGAGAAAGCAAUGAUGGGAGCUUCGUGGGAGACGGA
Dissoconium aciculare CBS 342.82 is the source of this 1122-nucleotide messenger RNA. RefSeq lists its product as uncharacterized. The transcript has a single exon. Lineage: Eukaryota; Fungi; Ascomycota; Dothideomycetes; Mycosphaerellales; Dissoconiaceae. The record is from RefSeq and is a predicted model, not a curated record. The annotation marks the transcript as partial.